AUGCGCGUCGCGCGUCGCGCGUCGUCCGCGCUCGUCGCGCUCGUCGCGCUCGUCGCGCUCGUCGCGUGCGCGCCCGCUCGCGCGCUUCGCGACGGCGCGCCCGCGGUCGACCCGCGCGAGUACACCUCGUGCCGCCCGCUCGAAGCGCCCGCGCUCGAACGCUGCGCGUACGUCACGCAGAACCCGCUGUGCGCGCGCGACGAAGCGCUGGUGCCGUAUUUACGCCUGCACUACUGCUCGCUCGCGGGCGAUGGGUUCGCGAGCGGGAUCGCGAGCGGGGCGCUCGCGCUGACGCUCUUCGCGGCGCUCGCGAGCGUGGCGGAACGCUUCUUCGUCCCGGCGCUGCGAAACAUCGCGCGAGGACUGGCGCUGCGGGAUGACGUCGCGGGAGCGACGCUGUUGAGCUUUGGAAACGGGGCGCCGGAUAUAUUCGCGCAGAUCGCGGCGUUGAGUCACGAGGAUGUGGCGGAGAGCGCGGCGUUGGCGGUUGGCGCGGUGACGGGCGCGGGCGCGUUCAUCGCGAGUUUCGUGUUUCCGUGCGUGGUGUUGAUCGCGACGAGAGCGGCGAGCGGGCGGGGGUUGGUUUUGGAUAAGUGGAACUUCGGGAGAGACGUGGGGUUUUACGCCGUGGCGUCGGCGAUGGCGCUCGGAUUUUUUUUGGACGGGCGCGUGGAGGCGUACGAGGCGGCGGCGUUGUUUUCGCUGUACGCGGCGUAUUUGUUUGUCUUGCUUUCGGGGCGAAGGCUGAAGCGGUUCGCGCGCGCCGUCGUCGCGCUCGUUCGCUACGGCGGCGAUGAUAGCGAUAGUGAUAGUGAUUCAUCCGUCGCUUGGUCGGAUGACGAAGCGGCGGGCGAGCUUGUGCGAGACGCCGACGUUCGCGCGCCGAUGCUGGAGACGGGCGAUGACGGGGACGGCGACGAGGAAGCGCCAGUCGAAGGUGACGACGACGGCGACGACGACGACGAUGACGACGACACGCGUUCGACGUCGUCUGAUUCACACAGACCGAUCCUGUUGAUGAUUGGGCAGAACGUGGCGCACGCGUUCAAGAAGAUGGAGAUUCCACUCGUCGCCACGCUUCGUUUGACAAUGCCAGAGCUCGGCGACGAAACCGUCUCGAUGCGGCACGCGGUGGCGUUGCCGAUCGGUGCGCCGCUGUUUUUGUUAUUCGCCACGGGUAUGAUGCCGGAUCAUAUACGCUGGGUUGGCUUGAGUUAUGGUAUCGGCGUCUCUCUCGUGUGCGCGUUCAUCAUCGUUCAGUCGUGGUCGCACAUUGGCGAUGUAGCAUCGAUUCGCGCGUUGCUCGUCGCAGUUGCGUUUUUUCAGUCCAUACUGUGGAUGAACACGGCGGCGAGCGAGCUCGUUUCUUUGCUCAGCGCGAUCGGCAAGGUGACUGGCGUGAGUGAAGCCUUACUCGGCGCGACAGUCCUCGCGUGGGGGAACUCAGUCGGUGACUUUGUCUCCAACACCGUCGUCGCUCGCGCGGGCAACCCGAACAUGGCAAUCGCCGCGUGUUUUGCAGGGCCACUGAUGAAUCUUCUCGUCGGCACCUCGUUCGGACUUUUGCUUCACGUCGCCAAAUACGGCCCUGUCACCGGCUACGUCAUGCCUAACGAGCUGAUCUUGCUCGGUGGUGCGCUGAUGUUCGCAUUGUUUUACGCGCUCUUCGUCAUACCCUUCGUGCACAAGUGGCGCGUGGGGAAGAACGCGGCGUACGGCAUGAUUGGCUUUUACUUUUCAUUCUCCAUAGUGUACGCGUUGACGAGCACGCAUUGCAUCUUCCGAAAACCUUGGCUUGGGCCACCGCAGUAG
Ostreococcus lucimarinus CCE9901 is the source of this 1812-nucleotide messenger RNA. Its product is annotated as CaCA family transporter: sodium ion/calcium ion. The transcript has a single exon. Bases 1 to 1812 code for a protein of 603 amino acids. Gene Ontology annotation, molecular function: monoatomic cation transmembrane transporter activity. Gene Ontology annotation, biological process: transmembrane transport; monoatomic cation transport. Gene Ontology annotation, cellular component: membrane. NCBI's taxonomy places the organism in Eukaryota, Viridiplantae, Chlorophyta, Mamiellophyceae, Mamiellales, Bathycoccaceae. The record is from RefSeq and is a predicted model, not a curated record.